AUGUGUUGCAAACAAAGUCGAGCUGUAGUUAGAGCCACGCCCACACGCCUGCGUGUGCUAAGCUAUAGUGGACUGCUUUUAUCUAUAUAUACGCUAUAUAUUAAACUGAGAUUGGAUCAGGAUGCCAGCUAUACGGCGCUGUGUGAUUUGGCAGAGCAAGUUAGCUGCACAGCUGUUUUCAAAUCUGACUAUGGACGUGGCUUUGGACUCACCCAGCAUUUAUUUGGACCCAGCUCUGACUAUCUAAACCCACCCAAUGGCUCCAUAGGCAUUGUAUUCUAUCUGCUGCUGCUGUUUAGCUCUUACUUUGAGCGGCGCUGGCUUUGCCAACUGCAAUUGCUGCUGUCCGUGCUGACGCUGCUGCUUUGCCUUUAUCUGGGCGGACUGCUGCUGCUGGUGCUCUACGAUUGCUGCAUCAUCUGUGUGCUCAUCUAUGUCAUACACACGCUGCUCUUUAUGGAGGUUUAUGGUCGCUACAAACGCAUCUACAUUAACAAAACGGCCAUCGAGUGA
Messenger RNA from Drosophila busckii, 513 nucleotides. RefSeq names its product vitamin K epoxide reductase complex subunit 1 (gene Vkor). Bases 1 to 513 code for a protein of 170 amino acids. The record is from RefSeq and is a predicted model, not a curated record. Lineage: Eukaryota; Metazoa; Arthropoda; Insecta; Diptera; Drosophilidae. Gene Ontology annotation, biological process: peptidyl-glutamic acid carboxylation; vitamin K metabolic process. The transcript is spliced from 3 exons. Gene Ontology annotation, molecular function: vitamin-K-epoxide reductase (warfarin-sensitive) activity.